This is a messenger RNA of Poecile atricapillus (Black-capped chickadee), 1355 nucleotides long. RefSeq names its product IDNK gluconokinase (gene IDNK). Bases 118 to 681 code for a protein of 187 amino acids. Gene Ontology annotation, cellular component: cytoplasm. The transcript has 5 exons. NCBI's taxonomy places the organism in Eukaryota, Metazoa, Chordata, Aves, Passeriformes, Paridae. Gene Ontology annotation, molecular function: gluconokinase activity. The record is from RefSeq and is a predicted model, not a curated record.
CCCCGCGCCCGGGGCCCGCGGGCGGGCUCGCACCCGCCUCCCGCGGUGAGGCCGAGGGCGGGCCGGGCCAGCGGCGCAGGAGGGCAAAGGGGCAGAGGCGGAGCGCGCCGGGCCGCCAUGGUGCUGCUGGUGGUGAUGGGCGUCAGCGGCUCAGGGAAGACCACGGUCGGGUCGCGGCUGGCAGAGAAGUUGGGAUGGAAAUUCUACGAUGCAGAUGAUUAUCAUCCUCUAGAAAAUAAGAAGAAAAUGGAAAAAGGGAUUCCACUAAAUGACGAGGAUAGGAUUCCUUGGCUUUGCACAUUGCAUGAUAUACUAAGGAGAGAAGACGCAUCUAGACAAGAUACAGUUCUGGCCUGUUCUGCACUGAAGAAGAUGUACAGGCGUGUGUUAAUUAGUGGAGCAUCUGCAAUCAAAAGCAACCAGCCAGAGCAACCAGGAGAAAACCCAGCACUAAAGAUCCUCUUUGUUCAUUUGGAUGGACCUAUGAACAUCAUUGCUGGCCGCCUGGAGAAGCGGAGAGGUCAUUUUAUGCCACUUAAACUUCUCAAGUCUCAGUUUGAUACUCUAGAGCCACCUAGUGCACCAGAAAACUUCAUUACUGUCAGUCUAGAAAAAUCUCUCCCAGAAAUAGUAGCAGAGAUUGAGAGCGCCAUUCUUCAGGGUGAGGCUUUGCCAGUGUAAUUUUCUGAAUGACACAUAUAGAAAUUCCCUGAAGGAUAGCUAGGCUAUGAGAUAGGGUUUUAAUUAUUAAAUUGAUUAUUAAAUCAAACCAGCUUAUUUUUAAGAGCUCGUUUACUGCUUGGUUUUUUUAUCGUGGCUCUGUAAAAGACAUACAAGAUAUAAUUUGCAAUAACUGUUAACUUUUUAAGCCCUUCACUCUGUGAAGUUAAAAUUCUCAAUUUUGUAAGAGCCUGCUUUUGAAAAUCCUUGCAAGGGUCACACAGAAUAAUUUCUUUUCUUAAUUUUAAUAUUUUCUCUGUCAGAUACUGAGAUGGGCACAUCUGCUAUUACAAGAUUAAAUAAUUUACAGCUUUGUUAAAAAAUAAUGUCAUUUUCCUAGAAGAGGCAGGAACAUGUGUGAUAAAGUUCCAUACAUGACACUAUCUCUGUCUCACUGCUGGAUUUUCAUCAAGUUGUAGAUUCUGUGUUUGUAUCCUUGUUUACCUCACUAGAGUACUGAUGACUUCAUAAGAACUUUCCUGAUCUCUUACUGAAUGCAUUGACCACCAAGCUGAAAAAUGUUUGAAAGAAAAGGCAGUGGUGGUGAUGCAAUAUAAAAAAUUUAACUGAAUGGAAAGCUUUAGAAAUAAAGCAUAAGAAAUACUUAGAAAUAAAGCUUCAGAAAUAAAACAUCA